UCAGUCUCUGGAUGAGAACUACCCUGUGCAGGUCACUGAUCCUUACGGUGCAGUGACUCUCCAGCUCACCUCCAUGGCUCCAGGGCCCUACAGCUCUCAGCGAAUACAGCAGCCAGUGGAGGAUGUGGACUGCAGCUGCCCCUCCUCUACCUCUCCAGACUGCCCCAAGGCUCUGCUCGCCCCAUGUGACCGCUGCUCUCCUCCGGCUCCAAAGAUCUGUGACCUCAUGAACGACAAAGAUCUUCUGGACCUCCUGAGGCUCAAGCUGGACCCAAGCUAUUGCACCGUCAAGAACUGGAAGAACUUCGGGAGCCGCUGGGGCAUGUCCUACGACGAGCUGACACUUCUGGAGCAGCGCAGCCAGGGGGCGCUCUCCCACAGCCCCACGCUCGAGGUGCUGCUGCGCUUCAGCCACAAGGGGGUGUCGGAGCUGGCGGAGCUGUGCAAGUUUUACCAACGUGUGGAUGUGCUCCACCUCCUGCAGCGAUGGCAGGAGAGCGAGUGGCCGCAGAGAUGGAGAGACAGGCACAAGAUGAUCCUGAAAUAGAAACACAACUAUAUGGGAUUCCUCAGGAAUCUUCAGGAAUAUUUCUGGAUUAUUCUGGAUCCAAACUGAGGGAUUCUCUUGAUAAAACUGACAAUAGUUUUGCAAAUCGAUGACGAUGUCAAACUAAAGCAGCUCAAACAUAAACCAGGCCUAAACCUGGUCUAAACCUGGUCUAAACCUGGUCUAAACCAGGUCUAAACCAGGUCUAAACCAGGUUUAAACCAGGACUAAAACAGAUCUGAACUUGGUCUAAACCAGGACUAAACCAGGACUGAAGCAGGACUAAACCAGGACUAUAGACUAGAACUGAACCAGGACUAAACCAGGAUUGAAGCAGGACCAAACCAGGACUAAACCAGGUCAAGUUUAACCAAAGCCUCUGAGUGAUCCGUGUCUUUCUCAUAAUUUAUAUAGUGAACCUGUCAGUUAAAGAUGAUCACCCACUGUGGUGGUGUUGUUGAUGCUGCUGGUUCUGCUUUGGCCGAGCUGGAAGUCUUUGUGUUUUAUAUUUAUACUUUUUACACCUUUGAUCUGUUCAGUUGUUUUUGGUUUGAAUCAUGUGACUUAGUGAAAAGAUGGAGUAAAAAUGAACGUGAACCAGUUUAUGUUUGUGGCCACAGCUCUCUGUCAAAGCUUGAGCUGGUCAGAGUUUGGUCAGGACUUGAAUCUCAGACUGCAGGGAAUACCAGGAGUCACAGGGGGGCAGCAGCGGCUCUUGUGCAGAUGGUUGUUGUGUCUUUUGGCAAGACUCUUCACCUUAAUUGUCUAUGGUAUGAAUAUGGUGUGUGUGUUGAUGGUGCAGAUUGGCUCAUUUUGGUCUUAAAAUGUUACUAUGAACCCGCUCUACAUGAUCCUGGGGCUUUUAUUUUGCUAUUUUGUCCAUAAAUCAAGAUAUUAACAUUAAUAACAGACCAAUCAGACGCCUUCUUUCCCCACUAGCAUUAGCAAGAGAUUUGAUUGAGUGUUGCUAAGCGCCCGCUCCCUGCUAAACCAGGAGUGCGGGCAGGAAGGGGCGUUAUCUUCAACAGCCUUGCUCCUGAUGGGCUCUUUGGUUGCUAUGAUACUCGCGGUCAGAAUUCCAAAGAUGGAACUUGCCUCCAAAUUGGUCCCUAUAACGGGUAACCUCGAUGAGCUUCAUUUGAAGCCGAACACUGUGGGUGACGUCGUACUUACUUAGUCCACUUCGUUAUACAGUCUGUGUGUGGAGUGAAUUAAUAAUGCAGGAUAUUACACAACGAUUUUGAGUGUCUGGAAACGUGCUGUGUAAAACUAACAGUGCAUUAUUAUUGUUUUAAAGGUUAAUUUUAAAUAUGUGGAUCAAACAAACUGCAGCCGGAUUCCCUGUUCUUACACUGACACAUGGCUCUGAGAGAGAGAUCCUGAUGUUUUGGACCAAAGUCCUCAGACAGUGAAUCUAAAAGUGCAUUAUAAUGUCAUGAUGUAAUCGUCUCCAGCACUGGCUCAAAACACUGUUAAA
Periophthalmus magnuspinnatus is the source of this 2024-nucleotide messenger RNA. It is a transcript of the gene edaradd, whose product is annotated as EDAR-associated death domain. Bases 74 to 547 code for a protein of 157 amino acids. The record is from RefSeq and is a predicted model, not a curated record. The transcript has 4 exons. Gene Ontology annotation, molecular function: protein binding. Gene Ontology annotation, biological process: signal transduction. NCBI's taxonomy places the organism in Eukaryota, Metazoa, Chordata, Actinopteri, Gobiiformes, Gobiidae.